AUGAUCGAAGUCGUUUGCAACGACCGUCUGGGCAAAAAGGUGCGGGUAAAAUGCAACACCGAGGAUUCCAUCCGCGACCUGAAGAAGCUGAUCGCGGCGCAGACCGGGACCCGCUGGGACAAGAUUGUGCUCAAGAAGUGGUGA
Messenger RNA from Eurypyga helias (sunbittern), 144 nucleotides. RefSeq names its product ubiquitin-like 5 (gene UBL5). Gene Ontology annotation, biological process: protein modification process; mRNA splicing, via spliceosome. Gene Ontology annotation, molecular function: protein tag activity. Gene Ontology annotation, cellular component: cytoplasm; nucleus. The record is from RefSeq and is a predicted model, not a curated record. The transcript has 2 exons. The coding region runs from base 1 to 144 and encodes 47 amino acids. NCBI's taxonomy places the organism in Eukaryota, Metazoa, Chordata, Aves, Eurypygiformes, Eurypygidae.